This is a messenger RNA of Lucilia cuprina (Australian sheep blowfly), 1548 nucleotides long. It is a transcript of the gene Seipin, whose product is annotated as seipin. Lineage: Eukaryota; Metazoa; Arthropoda; Insecta; Diptera; Calliphoridae. The record is from RefSeq and is a predicted model, not a curated record. Gene Ontology annotation, cellular component: endoplasmic reticulum membrane. Gene Ontology annotation, biological process: lipid droplet organization; lipid storage. Bases 364 to 1437 code for a protein of 357 amino acids. The transcript is spliced from 4 exons.
UUUUUGGUGGGAAAAAAUAAAUUGCUAGUGGCAACACUUAUAUUUAAAUCUUAUCAAAAGUUUGUUGAUAAACAAAUUGCCACAAAGUAUAAAAUUGCCUUUCGAUUUGGAAAGCUUUAUCUAAUGGGUCAUUAAAUAAAAAUUAGUUUCCAGCCAAUUUUAUGGUGUAUAUACCAGAGCCGAGGAAUUCCGUUUGCACCUUCAACUACAAGAACAACGUACAAUUAUCGAUUAGAGCUAAAAAACUAGUAAAAGUGAUGAUAAGAACUUCUGAGCAGACUUAAUCGAAUUGCAAAUGUGUAACGCAACUGCAGUAUUGUUUCUACCUCGUUCGUUUACUGGUGUUUGCAACCGGAGUGCAACAUGAAUAUUCUUUUCCGUUUUAUAGUAUUUUGUCUGGAUCCUUUGGGACUGGGGCGCCGUUUUUUUAUACGACCGGCUUAUAAUUUAAGUGUUAAUGUAUACGAUCGUUUGAAGGCAAAAACCGAUGAAAAGGUUGAUACUUUGCGAGAAUUAGUAUUGCGGUUAGGUCUUGUGGCCUUUGCUGCAGUAUUAAUAAUUUGGGCGGCAGUCUUUAUGUAUGCCGCAUUUUACUAUUUCUAUAUGCCGGCCAUUUCUCAUACACGUCCUGUGCACAUGCAAUUCAAAACUUGCCUAGAUACUAGUGCUCCCUGUACGUUCCCUCAUGCUCAUGUUUCAUUAACUAAAAAACAACAGCUUUUAAUGGUGGGUCAAGCUUAUCGCGUUAUUGUACAAAUUGAUAUGCCUGAGUCACCGCAAAAUCUUGAUCUUGGCAUGUUUAUGGUUUGUGGUGAAAUGCGUGACCAUGAAUCUAUGUUAAGAGGUCAUUCAUGCCGCUCGGCCAUGAUGCGUUAUCGCUCUCCCUUAAUACGCACUAUAUCCACUUGGGCCCUUAGUCCACUGUUUGUAUUGGGGGUUAAGGAAGAGUUCCAACAGGUUCCAGUUGAAAUAUUCAGUCGUUACUUGGAGCAAAAACAUCAUCCAAUAACUGAUGUUUAUGUUGAAAUACAAUCACAGAAAAUCCAAUAUUAUACCGUGUCUUUGCACAUUGUGGCGGAAUUUACUGGACUACGCUAUGUCAUGUAUAAUUAUCCUGUUAUAUCGGCCAUAGUUGCUGUUAGCACAAAUCUAUUUUUCUUAUUAGUUGUAUUUUUACUAAGUUGGUAUCACUGGUCUGAUGCCACCUGGCUACGUAAUCUUCAGAAGAAAUACAAUAGUUUCACUAGCACAUUAACACGCUCGGCCAGCCGUGUUCUUAUGCCCUCAAAGAGUUAUACAAGUUUACAAGACGAUGAAGAACUUAGUUUUCUUGAUGAUGAGAAAUCUAAUGUUACCGAUGAAAUCGAUGAUAUAAGUGCCACCCCAAAGGGCGAAACUGCUCUUAGAGAGAGAAAGUCCGAAAAGGCUAGUUUUUAAAGUUAAGUUAAUGCUAAUAGCACAAAACCUUUUAUUUAUAACAAAAGGCUGAAACAAAUUUAAUUUUAUAUUUUUAUACAUAUGUUUAUAGUAUUGUAAGAAAUUGUUUUA